Molecule: messenger RNA, 2208 nt
Organism: Bombus pascuorum
Lineage: Eukaryota; Metazoa; Arthropoda; Insecta; Hymenoptera; Apidae
Product: FAD synthase-like
Exons: 10
Coding region: 609-2009 (466 amino acids)
Source: RefSeq, a predicted model, not a curated record
UGCUUAACCGAAUGUCUAUAAAAUCCUUGUGCUUCUUUUGGUAAUCUUUCACAUUCUCGCAGCAAAAAUUUGUACAGCUGUUUCGGCGAUUUUAAAGCUGCUUCUCGUAACUUUGUACUUGCCAUUUUAGUGAAAAGUUGGAGAAAGUAUAAAGAAAAACAAUAAUUAUUAAAUAUUAUGAAUAAUAUAUUGUGUAAUUUUAUGUAAGAAUGUUAAGAAAAACGAAGUUGCACGAUUAUUUACGAUUUAUUUUCUUUCAUCCUAUUUUAAUUGAAAUUAAUACGAUGAUAGGACAAGGAAAGAAGCCCCUAGUAUAGCGUAAAAUCACUGGACGGUUUUCAAAUUUAAUAAAAGUGGUAACAUAAAAAGAAGAUUAUAAUUAGUACAAUAUAAUUAGAAAACUCAAACGACUUUGUAUAAUGACAUGUGUAUUUUUAAUAUAUAAAUAUAUCAAAGAGUAAAAAUAUAGUCAUUAAUUCUCUUAUAACGAUAUGUAUAUACAUAUGUACACAGGUAAAAGUUAAGUUUGAAGGCGCUGCGUAGCAUCCGCUAGCAGUAUUGUAUAUAAAUAAUACACAAGUAAUUGUUAAUAGUGAGAUUAAAGCGUUAUGAUAAAUUUACAUCGAUACAAGGUAGUAAAAAUUUUAUUAAAAUGUUAUCGAACAAACAUAAUUCGGUUGAAAAGUAGUGGAAAGCAUCCUACUGCUGGAAUAAUCGUAAUCGGAGAUGAAAUUUUAAAAGCGCAAGUAAAAGAUACCAAUUGUUUUUAUGCGUGUAAGCUGCUUUAUAAGCAUGGAGUCCGGGUUCAGAAAACUGCGGUCGUACGAGACAAUCUUGAAGAUAUUUCCAAAGAGAUAAAAUACUUUUCUAAAAUGUUCAAUUAUGUUUUUACAUCCGGUGGUAUAGGACCAACUCACGAUGAUGUUACAUAUGAAGCUUUAGCAUUGGCCUUUAACGAUUCAUUGCACUAUCACCCAACUCUAGUGAAGAUUAUAAAAGAUUGCUUCAGUUGUGGAACUUUCCCUUCACCGGCUUAUAAAAUGGCAUAUAUACCCACUAAAUCUGUACUUAAAUUUGGGACAGACCAAGUCACAGGUAAAAUGCUGACUUAUCCGUGUAUAAUGGUGGAAAAUGUUUACAUCUUUCCUGGCUCGCCCAUGUUUUUUGAAACAUCGUUUCAGGCAUUCUGCAAGGAAUGUUUUGCUAGUUACAAAAGUUUUGCAGCAACCGAAGUUUACAUAAAUGCAAAAGAGGAAUCAUUCGCAGAUGUUUUAUACGCAGUUGCACAAGAAUAUCCAACUGUUACCUUCGGCUCGUAUCCGGAAAGGAAUAGGUAUUAUAAAGCACGUGUAACCAUAGAAAGUGAAAACGAAAAAGAUACUGAAGCAGCAAAAACAAUGUUUUGUAAUCGUAUUCCGAGAAAUGUGCUAGUACAUUAUGAUCGUAUGCCACAUGUGGAUUGUCUAUCCAAGUAUGAAGCAUGGAUUCAAAAGUCCCAACGUCGAUCAGUUUACGAGCGUUCCUUCAAGAAAUUCGUAAAUUAUUAUAAGAAACCUGAAAAUGUUUGGAUAUAUUUGGAUGGUAGCGAAGAGUCAGUCCUUAUGAUACAUCUUGCUCGAAUCGCUAGUAGCAAACUGCAACAUUGUUCAAAGUUCAAACUGCGUGCAAUUUGUUUUAAAUCUGAUAUCUUAAAGUCAGGCAGUGACGAAUUCUUCCAUGAAUUUAAGAACAGAUAUAAUAUCGAACUAUGUAAGUUAGAACAUUUGGAAAGCGAUGCCGCUGACGCGAUAAGCAAUUUCGCUGUGUUAAAACCAGAAUUACAAGUGUUAUUGGUUGGAAAACGGUUGAAUAACAAUAAAAGAGUAAUAUACGAUGAUCUUGCACGAUUAAACGACGACAGUUCUAAGUCUGUGCAAGUACAUUUUCCACUCGCUGAUUGGACAGAUGACGAUAUUGAAGAUUUCUUUAGUUCACUCUGUUUACCAUACUAUACAACAGAAACGUAUUAAAAUCGAUAAGUAUGGGGCAGAAAAAUAAGAGCAAGAAUAAGCCAAAAUACGUAAUAUGCUGCUAAUGGAAGUGUGGCCGAGAUAGCUCGAUCUCGUAUUAAAUUUUAUAUUUAUUGAUUGGUUCAAUAGCAGAUUAUUGUAUGAUCAAUGGUCUUCUUUAAUACAACAAAAAAGUAAAUAAAAACAAAUUCACACCAAA